Messenger RNA from Suillus clintonianus, 1851 nucleotides. RefSeq lists its product as uncharacterized. Lineage: Eukaryota; Fungi; Basidiomycota; Agaricomycetes; Boletales; Suillaceae. The transcript has 3 exons. The record is from RefSeq and is a predicted model, not a curated record. The coding region runs from base 1 to 1851 and encodes 616 amino acids.
AUGCUAAAGGGAAAAGGAAAGGCCAGGCAUCCUGAACCUUCAGAACAAACACCCCUGCUACUACACCACAGUGACGUUGCUCCCAGUCAACCACGUGUUACUGACGACGAAGAUGUUGACAUUGAAAGCAGCUCAGACGCUCGGCAAAGGCUUUGGUCCAAGCUUACAUUUGUUUUCCUGUCAUCUCUGGCUUUCUGCAUCGUAAUAUUUCUGCUGCUUGCUCUGGUGGCAUACUCCUAUGCUGCCAGGUUGUCGGACGUGUCCCCAGAAGACGUCUUAGAGAAUGCGCUGGUGAUACAAGGGCCGUACCAGGUGAACGUACUCAACUUCACAGCAGACGGCGGGACAUGGAUACGAGUGCGAGGAAGAGUCGGAAUCGAUGCAGGAUCAAUCAUGGGAGUCGAUACGGAUAAUGACGAGGGAACAUUCUACGACUUGUGGAAGUCAUUCGGUCGCUGGAGCGUCAAGCGUCUGGAUAGAGUUACAGUGGAUGUUUCUACCGCUCAAAUCUUCUCUCAGCGACAUGCACUCUUAGCCACGAUCGAUUCCCCACCAUUUGAACUUCCUCUCACCGUGAAUCCCCCGUAUGGUGAUUCGUGGUUAUCCCCUUUGUCUUUAACUCUUUUUGUCGUCCCCACCCGCAACGCGUCCGAUAUGAACCAAUUCGUACAUGAUUCCUGGCAUUCCGGUGCUGCGUCUGUACAUGCUUCUAUUCCUAGCGUGGUCGUCUCAGGGGGCUCAACGAACAAAGGCGGUUGGAGGCGAAUGCUCAGGCUCCAGAGAUUAAAUAUACAAACUCAGCUGUCCAUGAAGCUUCCGCCGAUCCCUGGCUUGCCCACCCCAGGCGAGGACGUACCACUACCAUCCGUUUCGCAGCUGAUCACGUUGCAGUCUUUCGGCGUGGAGUCUGAAGCUAAAGACGUGACUGUGCAUGCCCUUGCGACUGUCAUCAAUCCCGUGCCAUCCAUAAUGAAUCUAACUGCACCCUCACUUCCAUUCAUCAUUUCGCUCCCGGGCGAAAAUCAUUCAUCAGUACCAGUUGCAUCGGUCCACACCGACCCAUUCACGCUGACCCACCCCAACAUCACGCUCGCUAUCUCCGGCAGCGUUAUCCCCCUGCCACCUCACCCUUCUGCAUCCAUCUCCGCUUUCAUAAGUAGAUACCUCUCCCUCGAACCUAAUCCCGUAUUUGUCGCAUGUCCACUAUUCCCAUCUUUCGCGGUGGAGAUGGAAUUUCCGCCCCCCAAUUCCAAACCACAAAUACUCCGCAAUGUAACAAUUCAUGACAUGAAGAUCAAACCCAACUCUGCAGGCAACGGUUUUCUUGCUAGUGGUACGGUGUUCGGUCGCAUAGUGCUUCCUAAAGGAAUGGACCUUACACUGGAUGUUACCCGGCUAUUUCCUGAUGUUCUGGUCUUCGAUGGGGAAGUCCAUGAUUCGCCUUCUCUUCUUUUGCCCCAACAUAAAGAGGAAGAAGAAUUACCGAAUCCACUUCCAGAACGCGCGUUUGGUCAUAUACAACCUGAAGAUUGGCUGGAAGCGACAAGUAUUCAAGUCGACGCUGAAGGAGAAGGCUCCAUAUUCGCAGUCACCGCAGAUAUGGUCGAUGUACCGUUGGAGGUGCUUCCUGGUCGGCAGAAACAAUUCAGCAAUUUCAUCAGCAAGGUUGUGUUCGGCUCCCAUGGCGCAUUGGCUGGCUUGCAGGGAACUACUGAUGUCGGGGUACACAUCCUUGGGUUACCGUUCCGUGAUCAUGAAGACACAACUACUGGAAUGGAUCUUUUGGGUUUGCCCUUCCAGGGGAGCGUGCGCAUUGCAAUGAAAGAUUUGCUGGUACACCGGCUCACUUGA